GGCUGGGGCAGACACUGGUGUCUCUACAAAAUCAGCUUUAGAAGAACCCAGAAAAAAGGGACAGCCUAUGGGCCAGAAGAAAUAAGACAAGAUCACGAGGUUCCUGGGUGGAGCUCCAGAUGAACGGCAAUGGCAAUGGCAAUGAUGGGAAUGGAAAUGGAAAGAAUGGUGGUCUGGAGCACGUUCCCUCCUCCUCCUCCAUUCACAAUGGAGACAUGGAGAAGAUUCUUUUGGAUGCCCAGCAUGAAUCGGGACAGAGUAGUUCCCGGGGCAGUUCUCACUGUGACAGCCCUUCCCCACAAGAAGAUGGUCAGAUAAUGUUUGAUGUGGACAUGCACACCAGCAGGGACCAUAGCUCUCAGUCUGAAGAAGAAGCUGCAGAAGGAGAAAAAGAAGUGGAAGCUUUGCAGAAAAGUGUGGACUGGGUGUCGGACUGGUCCAGUCGGCCUGAGAACAUCCCCCCCAAGGAAUUCCACUUUCGGCACCCUAAACGUUCUGUUUCUUUGAGUAUGAGGAAAAGUGGAGCCAUGAAGAAAGGGGGCAUUUUCUCUGCAGAAUUUCUUAAAGUGUUCAUUCCAUCGCUGUUCAUCUCUCAUGUUUUGGCUUUGGGACUAGGCAUCUAUAUUGGAAAACGACUGAGCUCCCCGUCGGCUAGCACCUACUGAGGGAGAGGAGAGCCCUGGACGUGCGCGUGCCCUGUGAAGUGCUGUCCCUGUCACGUUAGUGUAUUUGAACUUGAGACCAUUCUAAGCAUGCCCCAGCCCACGAUCUCUUUUUACCUAGCCACGUUCCAGCUCCUCUUGGGAUUCAGUAUUUUAUUCGAACUCUUGGGAGGCAUUUUCAUGACCUCAUGCCCUUUUUGGCCUGUAGACCCUCAGAGUUUCCUCACAGAGUUUACCAUUGUCUAGAAAUUUGCAGAGUCUUCUUUUCGACGCAGAUGCCACCAGCAAGUGAUUUUUCCGCAGCCUUCUUUGUCUCCUGCUUUUCCAUCCCACCUGAGUUAGAGCUUCAGCCUUCCCAUAGAAAUGCUGCCUGCUCUAGGACAGCAGUCAUCACUCUUUUAAAAAAGAAGGCAGGCUAGCAAGUAUCCUAUCAAACUCUGAUUUUUCAAGAUAAAGACAAGCUCUCCAUAAGCUCACAAUUUAUAGUUAUAAAAAAAAAAAAACAAGAAAAAGAAACACGAGAAAAAGUAGUCUGUGGCAAUAAAAAAUAUCUCAAACCAGCUUUGGGGCCAUUUUCUCUCCGAGCCUCCCAGUGUUGGCUAGCACAGUGGAGUUUGUAGGAGGCCGGCUGCACAAACAUAUGAGGAGACCAAGCAGUAAGCCUCCAGUACGAUGCCUCGUGUGCUUUUAUCACAAUGUUGGCUUUCCUGUGAUGUAGAACCCUUCUUUCUCAUAGACAGUGGCUCAGGCCUAGAUGAGACAAAAAAGAUGGCAUUUGGGACUUUGGGUGUUUGGAGUUUUUCCUGCUAUGUGUGAAGAUUCUCAUUUUCAUCUCUUUCCUUAAAGGAUUGUUUUCCUUCUCCCUCUCCCACCUCCCCAAAGAGAGUUCUGGUUUGUUUGGUGUAUUUACAUACAGGCUUCCUGUUUUGGGGAAAUUUCCUUUCUUCUGGAGCCCUUAAAAGACACCCUUGAGCUUCUGAAGCUGUUCCAAGCCCCUGGGCUGCUUUGGGGAGCAGAUGACCAAGUCCUAAAUGAUGUCCCCUUCCGUGUUCUUCCAGAGCUCCCCCUGUUACUGUUUACUGUACAAUCUUCCCCAGGGCAAUGCCAGGGACCCUCAAGCAGGAUUCUCCCAAAGCAUCUUGCUCUAGGUUACGGAACUCUUCAAUUGGGGAACACAGCCUCUCCUUCGAUGACACUUUCCUUCUUCAAAAUGUGAAGCUUUAGUACCAAAUUGUUAGGAAGCAUCAGGAUUUCCAGUGUCCUCAAGUAGAUUUCAUUGGGUUUCAGAACAUGUAGCAUGACUGAAGGAUACUACUAUAUGUUUGCUAUAUAAAGAAUUACUGUUUAUGAUAGAGACUUUAAUAUCGGCUAUUUAGAGAACCAUUGUUAAUUUGAAAACUAGCGAUUUGCUCAUUUAAUUAGAGUGCAUUAGAUUGAUGUGAGUAAAACACUAAGAUAACCAGUUUGGCCAAUUUGCAGAAACUGUUCCAUCAAACAGCUUUUCUGCAUCACGUUUUCUAAAAUGGAUGUGUUAUAGCAGAAAUGAACGGACAGUUUGAACACAGAAAUGAAUUUUUAACUGACUCAUUUUGUAUUAGUAACGCUGGCUAUGGCAAGUAUAGAAUAACUCCUCGAUUCUGCUUAAAUCUGUUUUCUUCCUAUCAUUUGAGAAAACAUUGUAAGAUAUGAGCCAGGGCCAAAUCCUCUAUUAUUUCUCUUCUCCACCUGAAUUCUGAAUGUGGUAACACUUGAUUUGCCUUCUGCAACCUAUUUAUUUCAAGUAUAUAUCUUGGAUUUCAUUUGGAGGGUAAUUGAGAAGUCUGGUGAGGCUAUUCACUGACAUGGCAUUGACCACAUGGUUUAAAAAUUAUUUAAAUGGAAAAAGGCUAGUUUACUCUUAAGGACUAAUUAAUGGCAUCUUGUUUUGUAUUAAAAUUGGCACAGUUCACGGGUGGGGGGAGAAGAUUUCUAUUUCAAAUUGGGCACAUCUUUUUAAGAGAAAUAAAGCAUUACCCCUUUACAGGUUACAUAGUUGGUUUUUAUCUGUAGUGUGUUUAAAACUCGAUUAUCUUUAUGGCUUUUUGAACAUUGAAAAUAAAUCCAGUUCUAUCCUGUUAUUUCUCGAGUAGCUGUGAAAUCAACUGUUCUUGGACUCUUACUGCAAAAAAAAAUGGAUAGAUACAUGAUCACUAUAGAGCUUAUUAUCACAAGAUGAUACAAAAGCAGUAUUUAUUAUAACCCCUGAGAGAAGUUUGGGGUGGAAGUGUUGGUCUCCCAACCUCUGAGUGAACAAAAACAGAUCAAUGUGUAAUCUGAAAAGGGUUUCAACUAUUAACAGUUGAAGUUUUGUUAAGAUAAAUAUUGUUUUAAAAGCUUUAUACCGGUUUACAGUUUUGGAAAAAAUGCAGGCUUCAUUUUUCUUAUGUUUAAUGAAAACUGGCUUAAAAUGUUUGUAAAUAGGAGCAAAAAUGCAUAAACUCGCACAAGGGAAAAUGUAGCAAGUUCACUUUGCUGCAGCAGAGACAUUGACUGACAAAAAUGAAAAAUGGAAGACCACCAUUUAGAUUCUUUCCAAAAAUGUAACCAUUUGAUGAAAUGAUUGGAGUUAACUGAGCCAAAGUGAUUAUGCAUUCUUCAUCGAUUUAGUUAUUAGCACUUUGUAACAUUAUAUACAGUUUACAAUAUGUGUAUAAGCUGUAGUUAUAAACAUUUUGUGCCAUUAAAGCUCUCACAAAACUG
Messenger RNA from Gracilinanus agilis (Agile Gracile Mouse Opossum), 3401 nucleotides. RefSeq names its product BCL2 interacting protein 3 like (gene BNIP3L). Gene Ontology annotation, cellular component: mitochondrial envelope; mitochondrial outer membrane; nucleus. Lineage: Eukaryota; Metazoa; Chordata; Mammalia; Didelphimorphia; Didelphidae. The record is from RefSeq and is a predicted model, not a curated record. The transcript is spliced from 6 exons. Gene Ontology annotation, biological process: defense response to virus; mitochondrial outer membrane permeabilization; positive regulation of apoptotic process. The coding region runs from base 120 to 665 and encodes 181 amino acids.